AUGCUGCAACCACGGAUACCUCUUCGCACUCUGUGCAGGGGAUGUAACUUUGCGAAGCCUGCUCUUCGCAGAACCUACGCGCAAGUUGUCGACCCAGUGCACCCAAGGACAUCAGAUCUAGACAGGCCCUUGACGAACUCAUCACUAGCCGAACCGGAUGACCGAAUUGGCUCUGCAAAGGAGGAGGUCAAGCUCCGCCGAUACACUCCUCGAACCCCGGGUAUCCGCCACUUGGUCAGGCCCUUGAACGAUCACCUAUGGAGAGGCCGUCCGUGGUUCUCGCUCACGGCCCCUAAAAAGGGACAUGCACGAGGAGGAAGAAACAACACCGGUCACGUCGUGGUCCGGCACCGUGGCGGCGGUCACAAGCGAAGAAUCCGAACCGUGGAUUUCAUGCGGCAAAAUGGCGGCAAACACCUCGUGGAGCGCAUCGAACACGAUCCCAAUCGCACAGCCCAUAUCGCUCUGGUCAGAAAUCUAAAAUCGAACGAGCGGACCUACAUCCUGGCCGCCGAAGGUCUACGGGCCGGCGACGUUGUCGAGAGCUAUCGAAGCGGGCUACCGGAAGACCUUAUCAAAGAGAUGGGCGGCACGACGGAUCUGGGUGUCGUUGCUUCCAAGACGGCGUGGAGAGGAAACUGCUUAAAGCUCGGGAUGAUCCCCGUUGGAACCCCCAUCUUCAACAUUUGUCCUUCGAAAGAUUCUAUCGCCAAAAUCUGUCGCAGCGCCGGCACGCACGGCGUCAUCAUUGGCAAGGGCGAAGACAGCGUGCAGAAGGAGAUGAUCAAGCUCAUCGGCGAGACCAGCAGCAUGGACAUGACCUCCCUGACGCCCGACCAGCUCAUGGACUCGUUGACCCCGGCGCAGCUGAAGCGCUUUGAAAAGGUUGCCAACUACGUAACUGUCCGCCUUGCCAGUGGCGAGGUUCGUCUGAUUGACAAGGAAGCCGUCGCCACAAUCGGCGUGGCGAGCAAUGUCAACUUCAAGUACAGGCAACUGGGAAAGGCCGGCCGGUCGCGAUGGCUUGGUAUUCGUCCGACCGUGCGAGGCUUGGCCAUGAACGCAGCCGACCACGCCCACGGUGGUGGCCGAGGAAAGUCCAAGGGCAAUCGUAUCCCCGUCAGUCCCUGGGGUAUUCCGGCCAAAUCUGGGUUCAAAACUCGACCGAGGAAGAAGAUCAACCACAUGGUGGUCACACCACGGCCUCGGAACCAAGGCAAGCGGAGGAGAGGCCACGCCUAG
Messenger RNA from Exophiala spinifera, 1242 nucleotides. RefSeq lists its product as uncharacterized. The coding region runs from base 1 to 1242 and encodes 413 amino acids. The transcript has 2 exons. NCBI's taxonomy places the organism in Eukaryota, Fungi, Ascomycota, Eurotiomycetes, Chaetothyriales, Herpotrichiellaceae. Gene Ontology annotation, biological process: cytoplasmic translation. Gene Ontology annotation, cellular component: ribosome. Gene Ontology annotation, molecular function: structural constituent of ribosome; RNA binding. The record is from RefSeq and is a predicted model, not a curated record.